UUAGCUUCCAACUCGCUGCUUCGAUCCGCACCUGUGCUCCUGUGCUGAAGCGCAAUGGGUAGCACACAGUGCUCCACUGGCUGCGUGUGUCCCAACAAGAACUCGGACAAUGCGCAGGUGGUGGAGCAGGAUCCGAAGCUGGCCUUUGCCAAGAGCAAGGCGGCUUUGGGUCCAGCUUAUGUCUUUGAGGAUGGUGCCACCUACAGCGGUCAGUGGGAAGGGAGUUUAAGACACGGCUUUGGAAUCCACGUGGAAGCGGACGGCUCCACCUACGAAGGACAAUGGGUGGAAGACAAGGCCCAUGGCACCGGCCGUUUACAACACAGUGAUGGUGCCUCAUACGAUGGUCAAUGGCGGGCGAGCAUGAAACAUGGCCAAGGCACCUAUGUGCACUCGGAUGGCUCGAAGUACACAGGCGACUGGCUGAAUGAUUUGCAGUCGGGCAAGGGCACUGAAGAGUGGUCGGAUGGCGCCACAUACACCGGACAGUACAUGGGUGGCCGCAAAAACGGCAAAGGCAAAUAUACUUGGCCCAAUGGCUCCUAUUUCGAAGGCGACUUUGUGGACAACGAUAUCCACGGCUAUGGCGUUUAUGUUUGGACGGAUGGCUGCAUCUAUCGCGGUCACUGGGCCAAGCAGCAGAUGAAUGGCGAGGGCGUCUUCGAAUACCCCGACGGCCGGAAGUACGAAGGCAGCUACAUGAAGAGCCAAAAGCAUGGGAAGGGCAAGCUCACGUGGCCCGAUGGCCGAUGCUACGAGGGGGACUUUGCACAAGGAGACAUGCACGGGCACGGGGUCAUGACGGAAGCCGAUGGAAGCAAGAAGGAAGGUCAGUGGAAACGCGGGGCUUACGUCAAGGACUGAGGCCUUAGUUGUUUCACCAAUGGGGCAAAUGCCACAGGUCAAGCUUUCAACGACAGGUCAUGGUUGAACUUCCAUAGGGUUGAGCUGAAGAGCGAAGAAAUGUUACUUGAAUCGAAUGAACCCAGCAACCCCA
Molecule: messenger RNA, 997 nt
Organism: Durusdinium trenchii
Lineage: Eukaryota; Dinophyceae; Suessiales; Symbiodiniaceae
Source: the annotation of a GenBank genome assembly